Arabidopsis thaliana (thale cress) is the source of this 420-nucleotide messenger RNA. Its product is annotated as glycine-rich protein. NCBI's taxonomy places the organism in Eukaryota, Viridiplantae, Streptophyta, Magnoliopsida, Brassicales, Brassicaceae. The transcript is spliced from 2 exons. The coding region runs from base 1 to 420 and encodes 139 amino acids. The record is from RefSeq and is marked reviewed.
AUGAUAGUUCAAGGACUCGAAGUAGUUGUAGAAGGCGGGGGAGAGAAGAACGGAAUGGAUGGGAGACUAGUCGGAAGAGAGGGAAUGGAUGGGAGAUUAGUUGGAAGAGAAGGAAUGGAUGGGAGAUUAGUCGGAAGAGAAGGAAUUGUAGUUGGAAAUGAAGGCAAAGUUGGCAUUGCCGUGGGAAUGGUGGGAAGAUUUGGUUGUGGCAAAGCUGAUGGCAUUGGAAAUGGAGACAUUGCAGUGGGCAUUGUUGGUAAAGAUGGUUGUGGCAACGUCGAUGGCAAUGGAGGUUGUUGUUGGAGAAGGCGGCGUGAGGCUGAGCAAGUGUUGAUCAUCAUUGAGGAAGAGACGCUCACUAAGAAAGCAAUGAGAAAGAGCUUGUAUGAUGCCAUCUUGGAUGUGUUGAUAAAUCUCUAA